AUGCUUGCCAGAUCGAGACUGGCAGCGCGGCAGGCGCUGCGGACGUUUUCCACGACUCCGUUCCGUGCAGCAGAGGUCACACUGACUGUAGAUGGUCGUGAGGUCUCUAUUGAAGCAGGCUCGGCCCUCAUCCAGGCCAUUGAAAAGGCCGGUGUCCAGGUGCCCAGAUACUGCUACCACGAAAAACUAGCUAUUGCUGGUAACUGUCGUAUGUGUCUUGUUGACUUGGAGCGUGCCCCCAAGCCGGUUGCGUCGUGCGCGUUCCCCGUGGCUCCGGGCCAAGUUGUACGCACCGACACCGAGCGGGUUAAAAAGGCCCGUGAGGGUGUUACCGAGAUGAUUCUGGCGAACCAUCCCCUGGACUGCCCCGUCUGUGACCAGGGUGGUGAGUGCGACUUGCAGGAGCAAACUCUGCGCUAUGGUUCUGAUCGCGGCCGGUUCCACGAGAUCGCCGGAAAGCGCGCGGUGGAGGACAAGGACAUCGGUCCUCUCAUCAAGACAUCUAUGAACCGCUGCAUCCAGUGCACUCGUUGCGUUCGUUUUGCCAACGAUAUUGCUGGCGCCCCCGAGCUCGGUACCACCGGUCGUGGUAACGACAUGCAAAUCGGUACCUAUUUGUCCCGCAACCUCAACUCUGAGAUGUCUGGUAAUGUCAUCGAUUUGUGUCCCGUUGGUGCUCUGACAAACAAGCCAUAUGCUUUCAAGGCCCGUCCCUGGGAGCUUAAAAAGACUGAGUCUAUUGACGUUCUUGACGCUGUUGGCUCGAAUAUCCGGGUCGACUCUCGCGGUCAGUCCGUUUUGCGAGUUCUUCCCCGCCUUAACGACGACGUCAAUGAGGAAUGGAUUUCCGACAAGACGCGUUUCGCCGUUGACGGUUUGAACACUCAGCGCCUUACCGUUCCUCUGAUCAAGGAGGAGGGUGUUUUCAAGCAGGCGUCUUGGGAGGACGUGCUGUUGUUGAUUCAGUCAAAAUUCGAGCAGCUGCAGCCUAAGGAGAACGAGUUCAAGGCUGUCAUUGGUGAUCUCGUGGACGUUGAGUCCACAGUCGCCCUUAAAGACUUGGCCAACCGUCUCGGUUCUGAAAACUUGGCUCACGACUUUGCUGAGGGUGACAAGCCGCUGGCUGCUGUUACUGACUUCCGCUCAAACUACCUUUUCAAUGCUACUAUUGACGGUAUUGAGAGCGCCGAUGUUAUUCUUCUUGUCGGCACCAACCCUCGUCUGGAGGCUGCCGUUAUGAAUGCCCGUAUCCGCAAGCACUGGCUCGACAACGAGGUCCGCAUUGGUCUGGUUGGCCCCGACUUCAACUCCACCUUUGAGUACGAGGCCCUCGGAUCUGAUGCUACAAGCUUAACCAAGGCUUUGAAGGGCGACUUUGGAAAGGCUCUCAAAGCCGCCAAGCGUCCCUUGAUCAUUGCCGGUUCUGGCAUUGCUGAGAGCGGUGACGCUGCGGUUAUUUACAAAGCUCUGGGUGAGUUCGCAUCUGCCAACAAGAAUGUCAUCAACGAAGAGUGGAAUGGUUUGUCCGUUCUUCAGCGUGCUGCCUCGCGUGCCGGUGCUUAUGACGUUGGUUUUGCUGUCCCCAACGCUGAGGUCGCUGCCACCACCCCCAAGAUUGUUUAUUUGCUCGGUGCUGAUGAGAUCAAGUCCAAGGACCUGCCCAAGGACGCCUUCGUCAUCUACCAGGGCCACAAUGGUGAUGUUGGUGCGCCUCUUGCCGACGUUAUUUUGCCCGGUGCUGCAUACACCGAAAAGAAUGCCAUCUACGUCAACACUGAGGGCCGUGCUCAAGCUACCCGCGCCGCCGUUGCACCUCCUGGUGCUGCCCGUGAGGACUGGAAGAUCAUCAAGGCUCUCAGCGACGUCCUUAGCGUUCCUCUGCCCUAUGAAAACAUCGUGGAGUUGCGCGACCGCAUUUCCGAGAUUGCUCCUAACUUGCUUUCUUUGGACGCUUUGGAGCCCUCCGUCUUGGGCGAGUUGGCCGCUAAGCAGCUGGGUGCGCUCAGUGCCUCUUCUACCAAGGCUCCUCUGCGCAGCGUUGUUGACAACUUCUACCUCACAAACUCCGUUGCACGUUCGUCUCCAACCAUGGCCAAGUCCUCUGCCGCUUUCCAGCUCUAG
Wickerhamiella sorbophila is the source of this 2121-nucleotide messenger RNA. Its product is annotated as NADH-ubiquinone oxidoreductase subunit, mitochondrial. Gene Ontology annotation, molecular function: NADH dehydrogenase (ubiquinone) activity; iron-sulfur cluster binding. Gene Ontology annotation, biological process: ATP synthesis coupled electron transport. Gene Ontology annotation, cellular component: membrane. The transcript has a single exon. The coding region runs from base 1 to 2121 and encodes 706 amino acids. Lineage: Eukaryota; Fungi; Ascomycota; Dipodascomycetes; Dipodascales; Trichomonascaceae. The record is from RefSeq and is a predicted model, not a curated record.